This is a messenger RNA of Cannabis sativa, 2817 nucleotides long. Its product is annotated as receptor-like protein EIX2. The transcript has a single exon. The coding region runs from base 1 to 2817 and encodes 938 amino acids. Lineage: Eukaryota; Viridiplantae; Streptophyta; Magnoliopsida; Rosales; Cannabaceae. Gene Ontology annotation, molecular function: protein binding. The record is from RefSeq and is a predicted model, not a curated record.
AUGGUACUUGUAGCAAUUCUGUUUUUGGUAGCCACAACUACUAGUACUAGUUAUCAUGGAGUUUACUCUUGUAUAGAAAGUGAGAGACAAGCUCUUCUCACCUUCAAACAAGGCCUUGAUGUUCAUGAUAAUGUCUUAUCAUCUUGGAAUAACAAUAACAAAGAUUGUUGUGCAUGGAGAGGAAUCAGAUGCCAUAACUUAACCAAUCAUAUUAUCAAGCUUCAUCUUCGUCCAAAUAUUACCUACGAUCAUGGUAUGCCAACUCUGUAUCCUAUUUUGGGUCAAAUUACUUCUUCUUUGCUCAAACUAAAAUAUUUGGAGUAUUUGGAUCUUAGUAACAAUGCUUUCUAUGAAAUCCCAAAGUUUAUAGGAAGUUUUACAAAUCUCAAAUAUCUCAAUUUGUCAAAUAAUCAACUUGUUGGAAAUGUUCCCUCACAACUUGGAAAUCUAACCAAGUUGCGAGUUCUUGAUCUUGGUGAUGAUUAUGGCUUUGGAACUAAUUUGACUAUUAAGAGUUUCAAUUGGAUUUCUCAUCUCACUAAUUUGAGAAUCUUGAAAUUGGGUGGUACAAAUCUCACUGAAGCCAAAGAUUGGUUUUGUUCAUUUAAAACAGCUCAUUCCUUAUCAAUUUUACACCUAAAUUAUUGUCAAUUUCCAGAGUUAGAUCAUACUACAACAAAUUCUUCCACCAAUUCUAUCACAACUCUUCAUGUGUCUGACAGUACAUUUGGGUCCACAACAUUUUCUCAUUUGCUUAAUUUGAGCAAUAAUCUUAUUGAUCUCUCACUAAAUUAUAAUAACAAAGCUAGUCCUGUUUUUACCAUUCCAGAUUCCUUUGAAAAUUUGAAAUCUUUAAGGCGUUUUAACUUUCAAUGGAAUCAAUUUAGAGGCGAAAUACCGAAAUCGAUAGGGAGUCUUUGUAAGCUUCAAGAACUAGUUUUGUAUGGGAAUGAAUUCAAUUCUACCAUCAUUGAUAUCUUGAAAAACCUCAUUGAUUGCAAUAACAAGUCUUUAGAAAUUCUAGAUUUGUCUUAUAACAAUCUAAGUGGACCAUUAUUGCCUAAAGAUUAUUUUUCAAAGAUUCCCCACUUGAGAAAAUUAGAUGUAUCUCACAAUAAAUUCAAUGUCAAAUGGGCAGAAAGUAUAAUUAGCAAUCUCUCUAGUCUUGAGUUAUUAGAUAUUUCAGUGAAUUCUUUCACUGGAAUUGUCAUUGAAACACACCUUGAGAAAUUGUCCAAAUUGGAACACCUUGAUUUAUCUUCAAAUUUUCUAACUUUGAAAUUUGAAACCAAUUGGGUUCCUCCUUUCCAACUCCAACAUCUUGGUUUGAGAUCUUGUAUGAUUGGUCCACAAUUUCCUUCAUGGCUUCAAACACAAACAAAUAUAUCAUUUCUAGAUUUAUCUGAUUCUGGAAUAUCUAAUAUCAUUCCUAUUUGGUUUUUCAAUCAAACUUAUUCCAAACUAACUUAUUUGGAUUUAUCUUUCAACACUAUCAAUGACACAUUACCUGACAUUCAACUAAAAUCAAAUAAUUUUGCUUUUGUGGAUUUAAGGGCCAACAAAUUUCAUGGCUAUGUCUCACCAAAUUCUCUUUUCAAAGCAAAUGCCUUAUAUCUUUCUAAUAACACUCUCACAACAUUCCAUCCUCUCUUUUGCUCUAUAUUAUUAUCAAGUCAUCAUAAUCUACAAAUUCUUGAUCUUUCCAAUAAUCAAUUAUUUGGAAACAUUCCUCAUUGUUUGUUCCAUCUUCAAAAUUUGAAAUUCCUCAACUUGUUCAACAACAGAUUGUUUGGAUUGAUCCCGAGCUCGAUUGCAUCUCUAUAUCAAAUACAAAUGCUUGAUUUGAGCCAAAAUAAUUUGUCAGGAAUUUUACCAUCUUCUAUGAAGAAUUGCACCCAAUUGCUAUUUCUAGAUAUUGGAGAAAACAACAUGAGAGGAAAUAUACCAAUGUGGAUUGGUGAAACGCUAAAACAAUUGGUUUUCCUUAGACUAAAUUCUAAUCAUUUUUAUGGAACAAUACCAACAAGUCUCUGCCAUCUUAAUGGUAUUCGUAUCUUAGAUAUUUCCCAUAACAAUAUCUCUGGACUUAUCCCAUCAUGUAUUAACAAUUUCACAUAUGAGAGUAGUUCAUCACUUACUGUUGUCUAUGCUUCCGGCCAUUUCUCUGCCACUGGAUUUGACAUCAAGACAAAAGUAACUUGGAAAGGAAAGGAAUAUGAGUACCAAGAGAUUUUGGGAUUGUUGAGAAUCAUUGACUUUUCAAGUAAUAAAUUGAUUGGAGAGAUUCCAAUGGAGCUCACAAAUCUUGUGGAACUACUUCAAUUAAACUUGUCAAGGAAUAAUUUGAGUGGAGUCAUACCUUGGAAUAUUGGCAACUUGAGUAAACUAGAAGCACUUGAUUUGUCCCACAAUAAUUUUAGUGGAGAAAUUCCAAUUGGCUUGGGGGAAUUAUCUUUCUUGCAGUACUUGGAUCUGUCAUAUAAUCAUUUUUCAGGAAAAAUUCCAAUUAGUACACAAUUGCAAAGCUUCAAUGCUUCUUCAUAUGUGGGAAAUGGUGAAUUGUGUGGACUUCCUCUUUUGAUUGAAUGCUCCUCUGGAAAUCAUGCAACUUUCAAUCCUCAUUCAAACUCAGAUGAUGAUGAUGAUGAUGAUCAAGAAUGGUUUGACAUGUCAUGGUUUUACAUUGGACUCGAAGUUGGAAUUGCUCUUGGUUUUAUUGGGGUUUGUGGAGCUUUGUACCGAAACUCAUACUUGUUAGAGUCUUGCUUAUUUCUGGGGUGCUUGAAUAAAUUUGGAGAUUGGCUUUCUGUGCAUUAG